AGCCAAUAGAUAUCCACGCAUUCACUGAGAUUCCCACGGUUCGACCACGCCAAGCCAAUGGAGGAGAGCAACCGGAGUAAGUGGGCGCGUACGUCGUCGGGAGGAAAAUAAUCACUGACGUUCCCGUCGCUUGCUAUGGCGGCGGUACGCUACCGUUAAUGAUGGAUUGCAAAGGACCAAUUACAACGCUCCAUGGGACAGCGCUGUAGAAAGGUAGCCAAUCAGUUGCCUAGCUUUAGCUGUCAUUCAUUCCCGAUUCUGGCGGGUAGGCGGGACGUUCGCUCGGCUGUAGUUCCGUCAUCUCGCUCGUCUCCGAGGCUACAGGGGGCCAAUGUUGAUUAGGGCGAAUUCCCGUCGUUGUCGGAGCCCGCCGAGGAACCAUUUUUAAAAGCUGGGUUCGGUAACGAAAGGUGGAAGGCUUUUGGUUGAUAAUAUUGCAUCCCCGCCGUCGGCAUAGCUUUUUUUCUGGGCUGGGGGAGAGGUGGCGAGCCGGGGGGCCUCGCUCGGAGGGGGCUGCAAGGAGGGACAGGAGAAGACUGGAUCCUCCGUGUUCAGGCCAACUGCGCCGAGGUCGGCCUGGCAGUCCAGUGAAGCCCCAGCGACCGAGACACCAAAGUGAUAGUUCCCCGUGGAUCUAAACUCGAUUCCGGUCGCCGGUGGAGGGAUGACCGUGGAGUGAGUGAGUCCGCUGCACCGUCUCUCCGUGGCACCGCAUCUCCGUGGCACCGCAUCAGCAGCUGUCAGCCUAUUAAGGAGCAAAACCUCGGAGUGAACGCUUGCUUACUAUAACAGGUGGAUUUAAGGAGCACCAUUCAGACCUAAUCGAGCUUUGACCGGCUUGCCAAGGCUGUAGGGCGGCCAAAAAGCCACGGAUUGCCCGUUGACAAGUUGUCAUCAUGGGCAACGCGCCCACGGCCAGGAAGGGAAGCGAGAUGGAAAGCGUCAAGGAGUUCCUUGUUAAAGCCAAAGAGGACUUUCUAAAGAAGUGGGAGAUCCCUGCACAGAACACGGCUGGCCUGGAGCAGUUUGAGAGGUUGAAAACCCUCGGCACGGGCUCAUUUGGCCGUGUGAUGCUGGUGAAGCACAAAGAAACGGAACAGCAUUAUGCCAUGAAGAUCCUCAACAAGCAGAAGGUGGUGAAGCUCAAACAAAUAGAGCACACUCUGAAUGAGAAGAGGAUCCUUCAGGCUGUCAGCUUCCCUUUUCUGGUGCGACUAGAGUACUCAUUCAAG
Molecule: messenger RNA, 1232 nt
Organism: Notothenia coriiceps (black rockcod)
Lineage: Eukaryota; Metazoa; Chordata; Actinopteri; Perciformes; Nototheniidae
Product: cAMP-dependent protein kinase catalytic subunit beta-like
Exons: 4
Biological process (GO): protein phosphorylation
Cellular component (GO): nucleus; cAMP-dependent protein kinase complex; cytosol
Molecular function (GO): protein kinase A regulatory subunit binding; ATP binding; cAMP-dependent protein kinase activity
Source: RefSeq, a predicted model, not a curated record